AUGAGCUUAAAAGUUGAGACUACUCUCCAGUCUCUGACACUGGAAGAGAAGAUCACUCUCCUUGCUGGCAAGGACUUUUGGGAAACAGUUUCAAUACCAGAAAAAGGCGUUCCUGCUAUUAAGACCAGCGAUGGACCGAACGGCGCACGCGGUGGAGUCUUUACUGGAGGAACACGAGCAGCCUGUUUCCCUGCUGCAGUAUGCACGGCCGCAACGUGGGAUCCUGCAAACGGAAAGCGGAUAGGCCAUGCCUUGGCAGAGGAAACCAAGACCAAGAGCGCGAGAGUGCUACUCGCACCCACCAUGUGCAACCACAGGCAUCCACUCGGUGGUAGAAACUUUGAAUCAUUCUCCGAGGAUCCGUAUCUAGCCGGAAAGAUGGCUGCCAAUGUUGUGAAUGGACUCCAGGAGAAAGGCAUUGCAGCAACGAUCAAGCACUUUGCGGCAAACGAGCAAGAGACGGAUCGCCUGCGUGUCAAUGAGAUUGUCUCGGAACGUGCGCUGAGAGAAAUCUACAUGAAGCCUUUUGAGAUCACUGUCAAAGAAGCCAAUCCUCUUGCCGUUAUGACCGCGUAUAACAAGGUCAAUGGUACACAUGCGGACUCAAACGAGUUCUUAUUAAAGCAAGUUCUGCGUGGCGAAUGGGGCUGGAAUGGCCUUGUUAUGAGCGAUUGGGGCGGCACAAACUCUACUGCCGACUCACUGAAUGCUGGACUUGACCUCGAAAUGCCUGGACCAACAAGAUGGCGUAGCGUCGAAGCAGUGACCGAGGCGGUUAAGAAGGGCGAAGUUACAGAAGCUACCAUCACCGAGCGAGCGAGGAACGUUUUGAAUCUGAUUGAGAAGGUAGGAGCAUUUGAAAACCCAGAGAUACCACCAGAACGGUCUGUAAUCGACCCGAAGCAUUGCAAACUCAUCCGCGAUGUUGCCGGACAGGGAAUCACGCUGUUGAAGAAUAAUGGUGUUUUGCCGCUCAGAAAAGAGAAAGUCAAAGGCAAGAAGAUUGGGCUUUUUGGUCUGGCCAAGGAAGCUCUUAUCCAUGGCGGUGGCAGUGCGUCUUUGAAUGCUCAUUACCGCAUCACGCCAGAGGAAGGCCUCAAAUCUGCAUAUGGCGACGACGUAGAAUUCAAGUUCGCCAAGGGCGCAGCAACGUACCGACUCCUCCCUCCUCUAUCAAAAGGCUGUAGAGACAUGGAUGGACAUGAUGGAUGGACGAUGACGCUUUUCGGCAAAGACAACAGAAGUAGGCCGAUCAAAAGCGCUCACCGUGUCAAAGAGGCUGCGUUCUCUCCUCUUCUGGAACAUCAGGCCAAACACAGUGAGGUCGUAUUUGGCGCAACUUUUUACCCUGCCGAGACUGGCUGGCAUUAUCUUGGAUGCUCAGGUAUCGGCCCAACGACUGUAUACAUCAGCGAGAAACUCGUUUUCGAGCAAAAACACAACUCGCCCGACGCAAUGGGCUUCCUCUUCGGCGGCAACCCCGAGAAAGAGUUCCGCCACUAUUUUGUAAAAGACCAAUGCUACAAGAUCGAAAUCAUUUCCAAACCGCCAAGCGGCAGCAACGACGACGCCGGCAUCCUCGACGGUCUCCCGGGUUUCAGACUCGGCUUCAUGUACGAGAAAGAGCACGACAAGGACCUCGCCGCCGAAGCCCAAGCCGUCGCCAAAGACUGCGACUACGCCCUCGUCUUCACGGGCCACACGCCCGUCUGGGAAACCGAAGGCCAAGACCAAGCCAGCUUCCACCUGCCACGGGAAGGCACACAAGACAAGCUCAUCGCCGCCGUAGCCUCCGUCAACCCGCAAACCAUAGUCGUAAACUCGACCGGCGUAGCCGUCGCCUUGCCCUGGCUCGACAACGUCGCCGCCCUCAUCCAAGCCUGGUUCCCCGGCCAAGAAGCCGGAAACGCAAUCGCAGAUAUCAUAUCAGGUGCCGUGAAUCCCUCGGGUCACCUCCCCAUCUCCUGGCCUAAACGCAUCGAAGAUGCACCUGCUCAUGGCAAUUUCCCCGGCGAGAGGGAUGAGAGUGGUCAGCUUACUGUCGAGUACGCCGAAGGCGUCUUCGUGGGGUAUCGACACUACGAUCGUCUUGAUAAGGGGACUGUGCAUUUUCCGUUUGGAUUCGGGUUGUCGUAUACGACGUUUGCCAUCUCAAACACUGCCGUUGCAGAGCCUUCUUCUGGUACUUUUAAUGCGUCGACUACGGUUACGAAUACGGGAAGUGUGGCUGGAGCUGUGGUUGUGCAAGUGUAUGUUGGCAAGAAGGAAAGGUCAGAUGAACAUCCUGUCAAGACGCUUGCGGCGUUCCACAAGGUGCAUUUGCUGCCUGGCGAAGAGACGGUGGUUUCGCUGUCAUUUGCGAAUAGGGAUUUUGCAUACUUUGAUGAGAGAGCCACGGAGUGGGUGGUGGAGAAGGGGUUGUAUGAGGUUUCCUUUGCGCAGAGUGCGGGGCAUGUGGAUGAGGUUGUUGAGGUUGAGGUUGAAGGAGUGAGGGGGUUGAAGAUUUAA
Bipolaris victoriae FI3 is the source of this 2508-nucleotide messenger RNA. Its product is annotated as glycoside hydrolase family 3 protein. The record is from RefSeq and is a predicted model, not a curated record. Gene Ontology annotation, biological process: glucan catabolic process. The transcript has 3 exons. Lineage: Eukaryota; Fungi; Ascomycota; Dothideomycetes; Pleosporales; Pleosporaceae. Gene Ontology annotation, molecular function: beta-glucosidase activity. The coding region runs from base 1 to 2508 and encodes 835 amino acids.